AUGUCAUCUCAAAAUCAAUAAUCUAAUCAUUUUAAUAUACCAGACGGCUAUCGAUGGAUUAAAAAAAUAGGCGAAGGUGCAUAUGGUUAAGUGCAUUUGGUGUAAAGCAUUAGAGAUGGUAGUAAAUGGGCGAUAAAAAAUAUAUAUGUUAGUGGAGGUGAAGAUGUGAAAAAAAAACGCUAAUCUGAAUACAAAAUCCUUAAGAAGCUUGAUAAUCCUCAUAUAAUUAAGUUCAAGGAGGCUAUUAAUUAUAGAAAUUAAUAAUUGAUUUAGAUCAUUAUGGAAUACACAGAUGGUGGAGACUUAGAAAAACUAAUAGAAAAAUAAAAAUAAAGUGCAAAACCAUUUGAAGAAGAGAAAAUUUUAGAUUUUUUUAUUCAAAUUUGCUUGGGCUUGGAUUGCAUACACAAAAAUAAAAUAAUUCAUAGAGAUAUCAAACCUGCAAAUAUAUUUUUAACUGCUUUUGGUUAAUUGAAAAUUGGUGAUUUCGGAGUAUCAAAAGAACUUUAAUACACUAAAUAAUGUCUAAAAACAAUAGUUGGGACUCCGUACUAUAUAGCUCCAGAAAUUGUAAGUGGAUAUGCAUAUAAUUCAAGUGUUGAUAUUUGGUCUUUAGGUGUUAUUCUAUAUUAGCUGUGUUGUCUUUAACCACCUUUUUAAGACUGGAAUGAAGCAAAUCUUUACUGUAAAAUUAAAAAAAAACCCUAUCCACCUAUAGCUUAACUUUAUUACUCAGGAAAACUUAAAACAUUAAUAUCUAAACUCCUGAGAAAAUGCCCAAAGGAACGCUAUACUUUAAAAUAAAUAUUCGACGAAUCUUUAAUUUAAAGUAGACUCAAAGUAUACUUAAAAAAAUCCAUUUUAAAUAGAUCUCCUGAUAUACCUUAGGUAAAUAAUUUUAUGGAGCAAGACUCAUUAUUGAAUCAAUUCAUAUAGAAUGAUCACUUGUAAGAAAAUAGAUAAGAAAUUAACCAAUAACCUGUUAAUAGCAAUGUAAAUUAAUAAAAUAUCAAUCCAACUUCUGCUAAUAACUAAAAUUUCGAAAGUAAUAAUAAUUAAUUAAAUGAGCUUAGGCCAUAAAGUUGUGCCAAUAGGUAAGCUUAAGAAGAAUAAAAAAAUGAAUCUGCUGAUAGGAGAAAAAACUUACAAAAACUUGACAAAUAAGAGUAAUCAAAUUUAGAAGAAAAAAAUGCACAGAAUAAUAAUAAUAAUAAUAAUAUAGAAAAUAAUACAAUUCCAGCUAGUCCAUAAGUAAAGAAUUUUAACACUUUAAAAAAUGAAAAUAACACUCAUCUAAGUGGAAAGAGUACUUCAUAAAGUAGUUAAAUAUCGGACUUAGAAACACCUGUCGCAGAGAAAAAGGUGUAGCAUUGUCGAUCAUCAGUUAUAAUAAAAAUUAAAAACAUUACUGAUUAGAGAAAUGAGUAAAAUCAAAAAAGUUAAGAUAACCCUUUUAUUUUACCAAAUCAAUAAUAAAAUAAAAAAGAUAAUCUUUAGUAGUUUAAAUCAAAAUCAGUUAUUGUAUUCAAUGAAAGAGAUUUCUUUUGUAAUAAAUAAAUAUUGCCACCUCUAACAUAAAUACAAAAAAUAGAAAUCGAAAAAGAAAAUGUAAAUCAAAAUCAUUUGAAUGAAGAUUUAUAAAAAUAAAUUUAAGUAAACAGAAAAUAUGAAAACAUAUUUAGUACACAUUAAAAAUAAAUCAGUGGCUUAGAUAAAUAAAAUAUUCAAUAUGAAAAAAAAAUAAAAUCGAACCUCAAUUAGGUUGAUAAAUUCCCAAUAACUCCAACCAAACCAGAUUAAAAAGAUUUGAACACAAAAUAAAAUGGUAAUUCUUAAGAACAAAAAAAUAUUUCUAAAGCAAAAAGAAAUAAUUUUAAUGAAUAAGAAUUCAACACUCAUUCUUGUUAAUUAUUGACCGGAAAAAAAAAAAAUUUUGUAGAUAAGGAGCAGUCACAAGAGAAGAAUUCCAAGGUUCUAUUUGAAUAAAAAACUCAAAAUAUUUGUCUUGAGAAAUAAUCGUCUAAAAAUAACAUGAUUAGAGAGCUAAAUUAAUUUUAAGUACCUUAUUCAGAAGAUGAAUACAUCAAAUACCUGACGUGUUUAAUUUAAAGUGAACCAAAUUAUGUCAAAGAAACCUAUAAUGAGGAAGAUUUACUUUAGGAAAAUGAUCUUAAACUAAUAGAUGAUGAAGAUUUUUAUUAUGAUGAUUACUUUGAAGAAGAAGAAGAAGAAGUAGAAGAAGAAGAAAAAAUAAAUAAAUAACAAGAAAGAGAUGUAGAAAAGAUUUAUAACAUUCCAAGAUAAUCACAAGAAUAAUUUAAUUAAUUGAAGGAAGAUUUCUUUAAAAAAAUGACACAAGAGUAAUUCAAACUACUUUACAACAUAGUAAAUAAGGAGAUGUAAAAUUAAGACUUCUUAGAUGAUACACUAAAGAACUAAAUAAAGAUAUUAUAAAAAAAGAUUCUCUCAGUUGAACUAGAUGAAUUAAAGUAUAAAAUAUAAUAAUUAAUUUAUCUAUUAAGUUAAGAUUGA
Molecule: messenger RNA, 2532 nt
Organism: Tetrahymena thermophila SB210
Lineage: Eukaryota; Ciliophora; Oligohymenophorea; Hymenostomatida; Tetrahymenidae
Product: Serine/Threonine kinase domain protein
Exons: 9
Biological process (GO): protein phosphorylation
Molecular function (GO): protein kinase activity; ATP binding
Source: RefSeq, a predicted model, not a curated record